This is a messenger RNA of Eleginops maclovinus (Patagonian blennie), 1381 nucleotides long. The record is from the annotation of a RefSeq genome assembly. Lineage: Eukaryota; Metazoa; Chordata; Actinopteri; Perciformes; Eleginopidae.
AUGCUAAAAAUUCUUAUCCCAACCCUUAUGCUAAUCCCUGCAACCUGACUAAUCACCCCUAAAUGACUCUGAUCCUCAGCCCUCGCCCACAGCCUAAUGAUCGCAAUAAUUAGCUUCACCUGACUUAAGAAUACCUCAGAGACUGGAUGAGCAGCCUUAAAUCCCUAUAUAGCCACAGACCCCCUAUCUACCCCGCUUCUCGUACUGACCUGCUGACUGCUACCCUUAAUGAUCAUCGCAAGCCAACACCACAUGGCCACCGAACCCAUUAACCGUCAACGAACCUACAUCAUGCUUCUAACAUCCCUGCAGUUUUUUCUUAUCCUUGCAUUCAGUGCUACCGAACUCAUUAUGUUUUACCUAAUGUUUGAGGCCACCCUUCUUCCCACCCUAAUAAUUAUCACCCGCUGAGGAAACCAAGCAGAACGACUAAACGCGGGCAUAUACUUCUUAUUCUACACCCUCGCAAGCUCCCUUCCCCUUCUUGUUGCACUUCUCCUCCUUCAAAAUACCACUGGGACCCUCUCUCUUCUAACCUUACAAUAUUCAAACCCUCUAAACCUGUCUACCUACGCAGACAAGCUAUGAUGAGCGGGCUGCCUUAUUGCAUUUUUAGUAAAAAUACCCCUCUACGGAGCACACCUCUGGCUCCCAAAAGCACAUGUUGAGGCCCCCGUAGCAGGCUCAAUAAUCCUUGCUGCUGUACUACUCAAAUUGGGUGGGUACGGGAUAAUACGGAUAAUACUUGUCCUCGAGCCCCUUAGCAAGGAAUUAAGCUACCCCUUUAUUGUGUUCGCACUAUGAGGUGUUGUAAUAACGGGCCUAAUUUGCCUUCGUCAAACAGACCUAAAAUCACUAAUCGCCUACUCCUCAGUAAGCCACAUAGGCCUAGUAGUGGGGGGAAUUCUUGUUCAAACCCCCUGAGGCUUCGCCGGUGCUCUCAUCCUCAUAAUUGCCCAUGGCCUGACAUCCUCUGCCCUUUUCUGCCUAGCCAAUACGAACUACGAACGAAUCCACAGCCGAAACAUCCUGUUGGCCCGCGGACUGCAAAUAGUCCUGCCCUUAAUGGCUACAUGGUGAUUUAUUGCCAGUCUCGCCAAUCUGGCCCUCCCCCCUCUUCCCAAUCUGAUGGGGGAACUGAUAAUUCUUACCUCCUUAAUUAACUGAUCCCCUUGAACUUUAGCCCUGACGGGGGCCGGCGUACUUAUUACCGCUAGCUAUUCCCUCUACAUGUUCCUCAUAACCCAGCGGGGACCUCUCCCAACACACCUAAUCGCCCUCGAUCCCUCCCACUCUCGAGAACACCUUCUCAUGGCCCUUCACCUCCUCCCCCUUCUCUUAUUAAUCUUUAAGCCUCACUUAAUCUGAGGGUGAGUAAGCU